AUGAACCCUGACCAUAUUGAAGAUCGCAAACUUAUGAAUGUCCUUGACUGCGAAGAUCUAGAACCGAUUCUUACUCAAAGAGUAGUAAAAACGUAUGUUGAGUUCACCCCAGGAGAAGGCUCAAGGCCUCAUACAGAACUCCGUUUGGUUCUUGAGAACGGAGUCCUACUUGAAGACAGCGGCAAAUUCAAAACAAUACUAUCCUGCAGCAUCGGUGCCAACCCAAGCCGCUCAGACAACAAAGAGACAUCCGUUACCUUUCGCCCUCUAACAUUCAGCGACCACCGUCGAAGAUGUUUCGCUUCUUUCCAAUUUGAUGUAUCGCAGAGGAAUGCUGCGGUUCAUGAUUUCAUCAAGGCCCUUAGAGGGAAUGUUCGAGAAGCAGAUUUAUCUGUAUUCGUUUCUUGCAAAUUUGGCAAGCCUCCUAUCACAGAGGGAUGCCGUGACAUUGUAACCCAAUGGGUAAUAAGGCUGAAUGAACAUCAAUUAAUGGGUUGGGAUGCUUCUGAAGUGAAGUCAGCGUACACUCUCAGACGCGAUAACCUCCCACUGCAGUUCCACAGGUUCAUCGCCAAGGGAUAUACGCAUUCACGCACCGAAGGAAGCACCCUAGAAAUGACUAUUGAUAUUCCGAUGGUGCCAGGAUUUCUUGUGAACGAUGCUGCCCGGGUCAAAGAGUACAGAGGUAUACGGCUUCCGUACGCUCCAUGGAACAUAUCUUAA
Clonostachys rhizophaga is the source of this 723-nucleotide messenger RNA. The record is from the annotation of a GenBank genome assembly. NCBI's taxonomy places the organism in Eukaryota, Fungi, Ascomycota, Sordariomycetes, Hypocreales, Bionectriaceae.